Molecule: messenger RNA, 1119 nt
Organism: Aspergillus heteromorphus CBS 117.55
Lineage: Eukaryota; Fungi; Ascomycota; Eurotiomycetes; Eurotiales; Aspergillaceae
Exons: 1
Coding region: 123-728 (201 amino acids)
Source: RefSeq, a predicted model, not a curated record
GUCUGUCUGCUCCGUCUUGUCCUACACCGUCUCCCCAGUGACUUUUUAUUAUCUCCAUCUUGAUCUUCAGCGUCGCGUUUGUUUCCAUAUAGACCGACCUAGGUAUACCUCCUAGACCAGCCAUGGCGCCCGGACUCAGCGAACCACUUCUUACCACAGACGCAUCGUCGUCGCAAAGACCCCAACCGAAGCAAUCAUCCCCUCCCUCGCUUUUCCACCACAGUCUGGUCACCGCAGACCCGGAUGCCUUCAAAUUCCAGGCCUCAGCCUCGCUGCAGCUGCGCUUCGGCCCUCCCCAACUCAUGACCACCGCCCCAUCAGAUAAUCUCCUCAUCGCAUCACCGUACAACGACCCCGCACACCUCCUGGACCUUCGUCGUAUCGACACCCCCAACCAGCUCCUCGCCAAAGCGCUGACCAUCCUCACACCCACCCGUCCCGACUACGCGACAGCCCCGUACACCGAGUCAUUCAACUGGACGGACGUCUUCGACCUGCUGCGCGAGUUGGCCCGCGUCGAGGGCUACCACUGGACGCGCCAGGACUUUUAUGUGGUGGUAUUCCGGUCUGUGUUGCUGGUCGAUGCCGACCUGGAUUAUCUGCACUCGCUGGACGACCAUUCGCAUCAGGAGGCGACGGCGAGCGGGGGCUUGUUGAAGUACUGGUUUGGGUCCAAGAACGAGGCGCACCAGAAUCUGGCGACCUGUAAGUUUAUACGAAAAAAAUAAAAAUAAACGUGUUCACGGUUCCAUGUUGGCUGACUGACUGGCGUACUAGGCAUCUGGAGAAAUCGGGAGGAUGCGCGACUGGGAGGAACGGGCCCGUGGCAUAAGCGAGCACGUGGAGCUGCACGGGAGUUGUAUGAAAGGAUUGAUUUCUCGACGCUGAGAUUGGUGGUCGAGGAUGGUGCUGAGACCUGGGCCAUUACCGAGUGGGUGGACGAGGCGUAACCGUGGUUUGGGUAGUCGGGUGUUAUGAUUUGGCUCUGGGGGUGUUUGGGAUUGGACUCUGGUUGGCUAGAUAGUGUUUUUUUUUUGCUGGACUGUGCCUGUUAGAUAACAUAGCGAUGUUAGAUGAUUAAUAUCAUGGAGUUAUUUGACGACAGGAUGGAUGCUUCUG